This is a messenger RNA of Lates calcarifer (barramundi perch), 1718 nucleotides long. Its product is annotated as transcription elongation factor 1 homolog. The coding region runs from base 151 to 402 and encodes 83 amino acids. The record is from RefSeq and is a predicted model, not a curated record. The transcript has 4 exons. Gene Ontology annotation, cellular component: transcription elongation factor complex. Gene Ontology annotation, biological process: transcription elongation by RNA polymerase II. NCBI's taxonomy places the organism in Eukaryota, Metazoa, Chordata, Actinopteri, Centropomidae. Gene Ontology annotation, molecular function: RNA polymerase II complex binding.
CAGGUAGCCAAUGGUUGGCCGAGAUCCGCACUCUCUCCUCCAAUCAUUUAACGCGAAUAGUUGCCGGCGCCGGGACUUGUGGAACCCUUUUCCUGAUUACAGCAACGUGUGUUUUCUACAGCCAAAGACUUGUGGUUCAGUUUGUGUGCAAUGGGUCGCCGCAAGUCCAAAAGAAAGCCUCCUCCUAAAAAGAAGAUGACAGGGGAUCUGGAAAGUCAGUUCACCUGUCCGUUCUGCAACCACGAGAAGUCAUGUGAUGUGAAAAUGGAGAGAAGCAGAAAUACUGGGAUAAUAUCAUGCACAGUCUGCUUGGAGGAGUUCCAGACCCCCAUUACCUAUCUGUCUGAGCCAGUUGAUGUGUACAGUGAUUGGAUAGAUGCCUGUGAAGCAGCCAAUCAGUAGCUCUCGUGGAGUUGGAUGCCUCUUGGGAACAGGAUGAGCAUGUGGCUGGUGGGUCUGGGCCCAUUAGGAUCAAACUGGGACUAACACAUAUAGUAUUCACAGGUUUCUGUAUGAUCACUUGAAAUUUACAGCAGUCUCACUCACAGUAUGAGGUCUUUAACCCCUGUAUUGUUCAUGUUUAGUUUUCCCAUUUCUUGGUAAAGUUUCAGCCACAACUGUAGUCUUUACUCUUGAGAUUUAUUACAUUAUUUGUUAUUUGCAGUGCACCCUGAUUUAUACUCACACAUUGAGCAGGGCCUUUCUGUUUUCAAUAUAUUUUUUUCUGUUUGUGAUUAUUUAGGAUGGGUCUUAAAGACCCUUUUAGAUGCAGUGAAGACAAGCCUUUAAAUAAUAGUUGAUGUUGCAGAUUGUAGGGGGGAAAAUGUGUCCUGCUUUUCAUUUUGUUUUUAACUGGUAGAUUUUGUUCGCUGAGCAAAUGUAAUUUUGUAUGCAGGAGACCUUUAGUGUAAGAGAGUGGUCUCUGAUCUUGGCAUUUUAAUGUGAAAUCAAUACAAAGUAAAAUCAUUUUAGCAUGAGGAGAAGGAGGCAAGUGAAUGUGUAAAUCUUGACAGAAACAGUUUGAAAACAAACAAACACAUCAAGUUACAGACAUUCUCCAUCAUACACUGUCUGACAUUAGCAAUAGGAUGUAGUUAGAGAGGAAAAUUUCCAGGUCGUCUUUACAAAAUCUAGGUGGGGAUGAACUUCUUAGUUUUAAUCUGAAUACAGUUGAAGCUGACAGCAACACUGUGGGAUGAUGCCACACUCACUCAGCAGUUUUCACCAUCUCGCCUGAUCACAGUAUAGUUGAUCUAUAUAUUUUCUUUUUGUGUUUUCAGUGUUUAUAGAACUGUAUAAUUCCUGAUGUUACAGGUUUCUGUUUAUAGACAUUACUAUCCACAGGUCUCCUCAUCCUCCUAAAGACAGUUAAUGUUACAGCAUUAGGUCAUUCCACUGGACAGAGGAACGAAAACGUGACGAAACGAAAAGAUUUAUGCUUAGCUGCUAAAUUAAUACAUUUUGAAUUGUUCUUAAUCCAUUCAGUUUUUCAGGUGAUUCUAUCUUUUAGCUUACAUGUUACAUGUUUGAAAAGAAAAAGUACAAAUGAUCUUUGUUAUUAAGUGCAUGUGUACAAAAUACUGUAAUAUUAUCCUGAAAUUAAGCUGUAAUAUUGAGUGUUUAUUUUCCUAUGCAAUGGCUGGAAAGAUGAAAGCUGUUUUUAAAUGUAAUGAAUUUGAAAAGCAUGAUCUUGAAAAUAAAGGAGCAAUAAGACUUGA